AUGAGCGGACCAAAAGAGGAGAAAAAGACCUUCACAGGCUCCUGCCACUGCGGCUUCAUCAAGUACAAAGCGACCUUUGCGCUGAGCGACCCUCCCGCCGCGGGCCGGUGCAACUGCACCAUCUGCCUGAAACAAGGCUUCACGGGCAUCCGCCUCCCGCGCUCGGACUUUGUGUUGGUCUCGCCCGCGUCGCUGUCCGAGGCGCGCGACUACCAGUUUCGCUCGCGCGACGUGCACAAGUACUUUUGCGGCACUUGCGGCGUUCACGUCUGCGGCGAGGGCCGCUUCGAGUUCCCCGCCGGCUCGGGCACCAUCCACGACUUCUUCUCCAUCAACGCCGUCACCCUCGACCAGCCCCAGGAGGGGCUCGAGCUGAGUAAAUUCAAGAUCUCAUAUGUCGACGGGAGGCAUGAUAAUUGGGGCGCGGGCGCCAGGGAUGUGCCCUGGCCGGGGGGGAUUGUCUGA
Molecule: messenger RNA, 465 nt
Organism: Fonsecaea nubica
Lineage: Eukaryota; Fungi; Ascomycota; Eurotiomycetes; Chaetothyriales; Herpotrichiellaceae
Exons: 1
Coding region: 1-465 (154 amino acids)
Molecular function (GO): carbon-sulfur lyase activity
Source: RefSeq, a predicted model, not a curated record